UGCUUGCUGCACAGGGACGCACAAUAAACGACGCUGCUGUAUAAUCUCUCUGAUUGUGUCAAAGCCUCGACGCAGUGGAGUGAGUGGUAGUACUCUGGAUUUCCCCGUUUAACUCCCAUACAAAUCGCUACAUCUGUCAAAAAUGGUAGUCCCGGGAUCUGAGCCCAUGGAAGAGGAGCCAUUAUUUCAGCCUCCAGAAGAUCUGCAACUGGAAGCACACAUCCCCGACUUCAGUACUUACCUUACGAAUUACAAGAAGUCAACAGAAGAACCAGAAGCAUUCUGGACAGAGGUUGCCAAGGGCUUCUUUUGGAAGAGCCCACCAACAGGAGAGAUCCUGAAGUAUAAUUUUGAUGUCACCAAAGGCAACAUUUACAUUAAGUUCAUGGAGGGUGCCAAAACCAACAUGUGCUACAAUGUCCUUGACCGAAAUGUUCACGACAAGAAUCUGGGAGACAGAGUGGCUUUCUACUGGGAGGGGAACUCCCCUGAUCACCAGGUUUCCAUCACGUACAGUCAGCUGUUGACACAGGUGUGUCGCUGUGCCAACGUCCUGAAGCAGAUGGGUGUCAGAAAAGGAGACAGGGUUGCCAUCUACCUUCCCAUGAUUCCAGAGCUUGUGUAUGCAAUGUUAGCCUGCGCUCGAAUAGGAGCUGUCCACUCCAUUGUGUUUGCAGGCUUCUCCUCGGAGUCUCUUUGUGAACGAAUCCUGGAUGCACAGUGCCCCUUUCUUGUGACUGCAGAUGGCGUUUACCGAGGCGAGAAGCUGAUCAACCUGAAGCAAAUCGCAGAUGAAGCACUGGUGCGCUGCAAGGACAGAGCAAACUUUUCUGUGAAGAAAUGCAUUGUCGUGAGACACCAUGCUCUGAGGAUAAGAAAGGGCAGUGCAUGCAACAAACUGCAGACCCCCUGGAACGCGGACUGUGAUGUGUGGUGGGAUGAUUUGAUGGAGACGGCCCCUGACGAGUGUGAGCCAGAGUGGGUGGAUGCUGAGGACCCGCUCUUCAUCCUCUACACCAGCGGCUCCACCGGGAAGCCCAAGGGAGUUCUCCACACAACAGCGGGAUACAUGCUGUAUACCGCUCUGACGUUCAAGUACGUGUUUGAUUAUCACCUCGGUGAUGUGUACUGGUGCACUGCGGACAUUGGCUGGAUCACUGGACACUCCUACAUCACUUAUGGGCCGCUUGCCAAUGGUGCCACUAGUGUUCUUUUUGAGGGCGUACCGCUGCACCCUCAUGUGGGUCGGUUCUGGGAGAUCAUCGAGAAAUACGGCGUGACCAAGUUCUACACAGCGCCCACGGCCAUUCGCCUGCUAAUGAAGUAUGGGAAGGAGCCAAUCCAGCGGUAUGAUCUGUCGAGUCUACGUGUUCUGGGCACCGUGGGGGAGCCCAUCAACCCUGAGGCCUGGAACUGGUACCAUGAGGUGGUGGGGCAGAGGAGGUGUCCUGUGGUGGACACUUUCUGGCAGACCGAGACGGGGGGUCAUGUGCUCACCCCGCUGCCUGCUGCCACACCCCUGAAGCCCGGCUCGGCGACGCUGCCAUUCUUCGGAGUGCAGCCCACCAUUCUGAACGAGCAUGGAGAGGAGCUCGAAGGAGAGGCAGAGGGCUACCUGGUGUUCCGCAAGCCAUGGCCCGGCAUAAUGCGCACGGUGUAUGGAAACCAGGAGCGAUUUGAAAACACCUAUUUCAAGAAGUUCCCAGGGUUUUACGUGACUGGAGACGGCUGUAGACGAGACAAGGACGGGUAUUACUGGAUCACUGGCAGGAUCGACGACAUGCUGAAUGUGUCUGGCCACUUGCUGAGCACGGCGGAGGUGGAGGGGGCGCUGACAGAGCAUGGGGCAGUUGCCGAGGCGGCUGUGGUCAGUCGGCCCCACGCGGUGAAAGGAGAGUGUCUGUACUGCUUCGUCACCCUGAAGGAUGGCCGGGAGUUCAGCCACACACUGUCCGAGGAGCUGAAGAGACAAGUAAGAGAAAAAAUUGGACCUAUAGCCACGCCUGACUUCAUUCAGAAUGCCCCUGGACUACCAAAAACUCGCUCAGGUAAGAUUAUGCGGCGUAUCCUGCGGCAGAUUGCGCGGAAUGAGAAGGACCUGGGUGACCUCUCUACACUGGCUGACCCCAAAGUGGUGGAGGUGCUCUUCAGCCAGCGGUGUGAAGCAGCUGCCUGAGAACCUGCACCCCCACGGAACAGGAGGAAGUGAUUUUAACAGCGAUUCCAACCACCCCACCGUGAAAAAUACAAAAUCUCACCUCGAUUCUAUUUCUCAGUUUAUUUAGACAUUUAUCUCAUUUUAAUCUCCUAACUGCCACUUGAAAACACUUGAAAAUGUUAAACAGUACUUUUGCUCAUUCCGAAAAGAAAAGGCACUGUUAAUUCAAGUUCAUUCAAAAAACAUCAGAGCAAUUAAUUCAAAGCAUAUACAUGUACGUACGCUUAGAAAUGUCUUAGCCAUUCCAAAACAGGUAAAGUUCUAUUAUUCACAUGAUUAAAUGUAGAUAUUCACUACUUCAGGGCACAUCUUAGGCUGAAAAUAUGAACUCCAAGAAAAAUAUUUUAUCUCACUCACUUGACAAGAAGUGAGAAAAGACAAUCACAGAAAAAGUUCAGCUCGGGUCACUUGUCUGGAUUUUCAGCUGCUAGACAUAUAAACCAGCGGGUAGGGCACAGCUGAUAUGAAGUACAGUAAGCCUUAAUGCAAAUGUUAUUUACUUGAUUGGUGGUCCAAUACUGUGGUAUAAUGAGUGUUCAGAAUGGGAGCACUACUUUUAAGAUAUAUGAAAAUGUCUUGUUGUUUUCAAAAGGUGCGACAGUGGAUAAAGUAAUCUUCUGUGUAUUUUGUACUUUACUCAGCCCCCACAUUGUCUGACUUGAAACAGGAAUUCCUCUCAUAUAAUUUAAAAGGUGAAAGUCUACUAUGUACAGUCCUAUAAGUUUUUUUUAAGGUUGUAUGGUUAAGGUUGUAUUAAACAAACAAAAAAAAACUUAAACUUAAUAAAAUUUGUUUCACACAUGCAUGCAUCGAAUAAUGCAGGUGAAGGCACUAA
Molecule: messenger RNA, 3053 nt
Organism: Conger conger (European conger)
Lineage: Eukaryota; Metazoa; Chordata; Actinopteri; Anguilliformes; Congridae
Gene: acss2l
Product: acyl-CoA synthetase short chain family member 2 like
Exons: 18
Coding region: 143-2176 (677 amino acids)
Molecular function (GO): acetyl-CoA synthetase activity; AMP binding
Source: RefSeq, a predicted model, not a curated record